Molecule: messenger RNA, 2030 nt
Organism: Trachemys scripta elegans
Lineage: Eukaryota; Metazoa; Chordata; Testudines; Emydidae
Gene: GLT8D2
Product: glycosyltransferase 8 domain containing 2
Exons: 10
Coding region: 484-1536 (350 amino acids)
Cellular component (GO): Golgi apparatus
Molecular function (GO): glycosyltransferase activity
Source: RefSeq, a predicted model, not a curated record
CACGUGAUUGUUGAAGUUGCUUCUGGAGGUAGUUGCUUUUUCCCCCAUCUGGACUUUUGUUUCCUAUGGGAUUUAUUUGCAAUCUACCGGAUGAGGAUCUGAGGGGAGUUUGCCAGAUCUGGGGCUGCAUCAUUCAACACAUCUGGAAGUGGUUUAUGGGGCUCUUUCACUACGCCAGUACAGUGUCUGGAUUCUGAGCAGCUUCUCAGAGGCAGAAAAAGGAAAGAAAAACCAGCACCGCUCCAAAGUACACUUGAAGGAUUUGAAAAAGGAUUCCCAAUUUAAAAGCAUUACUGUGGCCCUUUAAGGCUCAUGUACCUAGGAUUUCCAAGGGGAGUCAUGGGCAAGGCAGUUUUGGCAUGAGCGCUUGCAGUUUUGGGUGAGCUAGGAACCAAGUGUUGUCGCCCUGCAAUUCUUCUGGAGAAAGAAGCCGUGAGUGCUGUGCUGCGUUUGAAAGAUUGCAGUUCUUAACCAAAGGAACAUAUGGCUCUGUUAAGGAAAAUUAAUCAGAUCUUAUUAUUCCUACUUCUUUUGACCAUCUGUGUCAUUCUGUAUAAUAAAGUUCACAAGGUGCCAUCUACAUUAAAUAAUGAAACAAUUGAUUUGGAGAGUCCUGAGGAAAUGGAAGAAGAAAUUCCAGUGGUGAUAUGUGCUGCUGCGGGUAGAAUGGGUGCAACGGUAGCAGCAAUCAGUAGCAUCUACAGCAACACCGAUGCUAAUGUUUUGUUCUACAUAGUUGGCCUAAAGAACACAAUUCCACAUAUCAGAAAAUGGAUUGAAAAUUCCAAACUGAAAGAAAUAAAGUAUAAAACUGUGGAGUUCAACCCUAUGGUACUAAAAGGAAAAAUAAGACCAGAUGCAUCACGCCCUGAGUUACUCCAGCCUCUGAACUUCGUUCGAUAUUAUCUCCCCCUGCUUAUCCACAAACAUGAGAAAGUCAUAUAUUUGGAUGAUGAUGUGAUUGUGCAAGGUGACAUCCAGGAACUGUAUGACACAAAGCUAGCUCCAGGCCAUGCUGCAGCUUUUUCAGACGACUGUGAUUUGCCUUCUACUCAUGAAAUGGUGAGAAGUGUAGGAAUGCAGAACACAUACAUGGGAUAUCUGGACUACCGGAAGCAAACAAUUAGAGAUCUUGGCAUCAGCCCCAGUACCUGUUCCUUUAAUCCUGGUGUAAUUGUGGCUAAUAUGACAGAAUGGAAGCACCAGCGGAUUACAAAGCAAUUAGAAAAAUGGAUGCAAAGAAAUGUAGAAGAAAACCUCUACAGCAGCACCCUUGGGGGAGGUGUGGCCACCUCUCCAAUGCUCAUUGUAUUCCAUGGAAAAUAUUCUACUAUUAAUCCCUUGUGGCAUGUCCGACAUCUUGGGUGGAGUCCUGAUGCCAGGUAUUCAGAGCAUUUUCUUCAAGAAGCUAAAUUACUUCAUUGGAAUGGAAGGUAUAAACCUUGGGAUUACCCUAGUGUUCAUAAUGACCUAUGGGAAAACUGGUUUAUCCCUGACCCAUCAGGGAAGUUUAAAAUGAUUCGUCCCAAUAGCUGAUACUGAAAGACGUCUAAAAUGUUUAUGCCUUUAAAAAUAAAUCAGUUUCCAGCAAGAUCGUAAUGGAUUAUUCUAUUUCUAUAUCAUACUUUGCAAUACAGUUUAUCUUCUGUGUAAUAUAUGAUAACUAUUGUGUAAAACUGUAUGUGUAACUGAUUUUACAAAAUUGACCCUAAGUAUUUAAGCUUUACCCUAAAAAUAAACUUGUGCUGGUAUAGGGGGUAAUACAUACAAACUUCAGAUUAGCUUGAGUUUCUAGUAAUACUGUGAGAUAUUAGUUUACUUGAUUAAAAACAUUUUAAGAUGUUUACAAAGAUGAAAAUCAGGACUAAACAGAAUGGGUUUCAAUGCAAUGUCCUGUAUCCUCUAAAGAAGGUUCCAGUUGCUUGCUGAAUCUAUACCAGCAGUACUUAGUGUUGAGUACAAGAUGUUUUAGCUUUUCUAGUCCUGUUUUUUUAAGCAGUAUUAAACCAAAAUGAAACGAAACAUUUCAA